AUGGCUGGAGCAGUCUUACAGCAACAGGGCAACAGUCCCUCUAACACACCCUCCGUCUCUGCAUCAGACACCGACUCAACCGGCGAUUCCAAACCCGCCGUCCAUGUCUUCAACGAGCAGACCAACUAUGUGCCUCCCAGAACUAUCAUCACGAUCUUCCUCGCCUGCUCGACAGUCGACCUCAUCGCCCUGAUGGACCAGACCACCCUGGCCGCCAGUCUGUCCAUCAUCGGCAACGCCCUGCACGCCAGCGACCAGACCUCCUGGAUCUCCGGCGGAUACUUUGUUACAUCAACCUGCUUCCAGCUCCUCUACGGCCGUCUCUCCGACAUCUGGUCGCGGAAGCUCGUCCUCUUCGUCGGCCUCUUCAUCUUCUUCACAGGCAGCCUCGCCGCCUCGCUCGCCCAGUCCGCCACGCAGCUGAUCGUCUUCCGCGCCUGGACCGGCGUCGGCGGCGGCGGCCUGAUGACCGUCGCGCAGAUGAUCGUCAGCGACGUCGUGCCGCUGCGCGAGCGCGGCAAGUACCAGGGGAUUCUGGGCGCCGUGGUGGCGAUCGCGAACGGCAUCGGCCCCGUCAUCGGCGGUGCGCUGGCGGCCACCGCCCCGGACGGCUGGCGCUGGAUCUUCCGGCUCAACCUGCCGCUGACGGCGCUGUGCGCCGCCUGCGUGUUCUGGUUCAUGCCGCUGCGCAAGGUGACGGGCGACUGGCGCGUGAAGCUGGCGGCGGUCGACUUUGCCGGCGCGGCGCUCGCGCUCGGCGGCACCGCCGUGCUGCUGCUGGGGCUGAACUGGGGCGGCGGCGAGUAUGCGUGGCGGUCGGCGCAGGUCGUCGCCACGCUGGUGGUUGGCGGUGUCGUGUGCGCGCUGUUUGUGGUGUGGCAGUGGAAGGGCGCGCGGUAUCCGCUGGUGCCGAUGCAUAUCUUUGCCUCGCGCAUCGUGAACGGCGCCUGUCUGACCAUGUUCAUUAACGGGUGGAACUUUCUCGUCCAGGUGUACUAUAUCCCGACGUUCUAUCAGCUCGUGUUUGGGUACUCGACCGUCAAGGCGGGUGCGAUGCUCCUCCCCAUCACGCUGAUGCAGACGGUAAGCAGCACCGUCUCCGGCUUGGUCGUCCACUGGGUCGGCCGGUACAGAGAGUGCAUCCUCUUCGGCUGGAUGAUCUGGGCCGUCGGUCUGGGCCUCUUCUCGACCCUCGACAAGUCCUCCGGCCUGGGAAAGCAGAUCGGAUAUGGACUGUUGACGGGCGUGGGCGUAGGAAACACUCUGCAGCCUGCCCUCAUCGCCGUGCAAGCCGGCGUCGACCGCCGCGACAUGGCCGUCGUGACAUCUUUCCGCAAGUACGUCUCACGGCCCAUACUAGAGAGCAUAGAGACUGACUCAAGCAGCUUCGUCCGAAACUUGGGUGGAACCCUCGCUCUCGCCAUCGCCGGAACCAUCAUCUUGGGACUGUCGGACUCUGAACAGCGGGCUUUCCUGUCCAGUCCUCAAAACUACCUCUCCAAACUUCCAGCCGACGAAGCAGAACAUGCGCGCGCACUGCUAAUUCCGGCGUACAAACGCGGGUUCCGCAUCAUUUUCCUCAUUGGGGCGGCAUUGGCAGCAUUGGCCUUCGUCUUGGCCUUUGUCCUGAUGCCGCAGGUAGGCCUGAAACGAGACGACGAUGAAAAGCUCAAGGCGGAAGGCCGCAUGAGGGUGAAGGGCGAGAUUGGACAUGACGAUGUCGAGCAAGAGCCGACAGCUCAGACGGGUCAGGGCCUACAGAACGAGAGGGAAGCUGAAAAGAACACAGAGAAAAACUAG
Messenger RNA from Aspergillus terreus NIH2624, 1800 nucleotides. RefSeq names its product putative MFS drug transporter. The coding region runs from base 1 to 1800 and encodes 599 amino acids. Gene Ontology annotation, molecular function: transmembrane transporter activity. Gene Ontology annotation, biological process: transmembrane transport. The transcript has 6 exons. NCBI's taxonomy places the organism in Eukaryota, Fungi, Ascomycota, Eurotiomycetes, Eurotiales, Aspergillaceae. The record is from RefSeq and is a predicted model, not a curated record.